This is a messenger RNA of Pseudozyma flocculosa PF-1, 2682 nucleotides long. RefSeq lists its product as uncharacterized. Bases 1 to 2682 code for a protein of 893 amino acids. Gene Ontology annotation, molecular function: ubiquitin protein ligase activity. Gene Ontology annotation, cellular component: cytoplasm. Gene Ontology annotation, biological process: protein ubiquitination. The transcript has a single exon. Lineage: Eukaryota; Fungi; Basidiomycota; Ustilaginomycetes; Ustilaginales; Ustilaginaceae. The record is from RefSeq and is a predicted model, not a curated record.
AUGCCCGGUCUGCUCUCACUGCGCCGACCCGCGGCAAACCCGCCACCGCAGAACGACGGAGACGUCCAGCAGACCACUGGCGGCCCUCUACGGCGCCUCCUCGCAGGCAGGAACCACCGCCAUGCCCAGGACGUCGACGUCGAGAUGAACCAGACUGCCGCGGGCCAGCAACCUCUGCAGCAGCAGCAGCAGCAGCCCGCCAUCCAAGACGACGAUGCACAGCCGCUUCCCUCUCACGACCGACAGGCAUCCGGACGCUCCAUGCUCUCCCAGAUCUCGAUACCCUCCCUCUCGGCUCUCCGACAGCGCGACCGCGACGCCGAACUUCAGCGCCAGAUCGACCGAGCCCAGAACCGCGCCACGAUACCCACCCCAAACCAGCUCGAGAACGGCACGGCAGCAGGCGCAUCGUCUGAUCCCGCAGCAGCACCCGCCCUCGCCGACGGAGCUCCCGCCACCAUGACCAGCCCCUUUCAGCCGCCGCCGCCUGCCGCCACCAAGCGCUCCGCAAAGAGCAGAAGGGAGAGGGAGGAGGCCGCCACCCUCUUCGGACCCAAUCUCGCAAACUACUUUGGCAGCGGCAACAGCACCAGCGGUGCCAUCACCGCCGCCAGCCAGGCCGUCACCGCCGCCUCGCCCGUCCCGCCACCCACGUCGCCCGACCUGGCUAGCCCCACCGGCCCGCUGCCGCUCCAGGCGCGACAGGCCAGGCUGGGCUCGCGCGGCCGUGCACGUGGCGCCUCCCUCUCCGGCCUCAGCAUGAUGUCGCUCGGUGCCGAGUCGGUCACCUCGCUGGGCGCGUACAACACCCAAUCCACCGACAGCGCCUCGGCCGCGACCAUGGACGGCUCCACCUACGACCUGAUCAGCCAAGUGCCGCGGCCCGACGUGGGUGGCGAGAUUGCCAUGAGCGAGGGCAUCGACCUCGAUACCCUUAAGCGGUGGGUCGACCGAAGCGCUGGCACCGACCCGGGCCCCCUCCAGGCAGGGCCCUCGGCCGCCACCAUCCCGCCGGUCUGCACGACGCUGCAGUCCUACGUCAAUGUCAAGCGCAACGCCGUCCGGCUGGCGGUCAAGCAGCCCGAGGAAGCGCUCGCGGCGUCGCCGGCUGCUGCAGCCACCACUGCCGACCUUGGCCCCCUCGGUGUCUCCGACGACCACUCGCGAAGUGCCAGUGCGUCGACCGACGUCAACCUGCUGCGCACACAGCCUUCGCUCUCGGUCCUGCCGUCGCUCUCUUCUGCGGCGACUGGCAAGGGCAGCAGCGGCACUACGGCUGCGACCUUGCUGCCCGACCCGACCCACACGAUCUACUUCGAGUACGACUGCGCCGCACCGUGCGCGAGCGCGCAGAUCUUUAUCCGCGCCAGUCGCAAGCACGGCAGCUGGGUCAACUACGUCGCCCCGACAAACGCCGACGGCCAGGUCGAUGCAUCCACAUCCGACGGCGUGGCAGCGAUGCUGGCCCUGCGCGGCCCGCCGCCGCAUGUCCUCGGGUGGCCGGUCCACGUUGCCCGCCUGAAGAAGGGAUUCGGUGUUGGCCACAAGGCUGCUCUGUGCCUCGACCUCAAGUACUACGCGCCGCCUUCCGACAAGCUGUCCAAGAAGGCCAAGUCGGCCGCCGACGGCUCGAACGGCGGGGAUGGCGGCGGCCAGGACGGCGACGCAGGCACCGUGCUAGGCCAGAGCCAGGGGGCGGCACAGGCCGAGACGGCGUGGGGCAACCCGAUCCCCGAAACGCCUGCGUGGGACGUGCAGAGAAGGCUCGAGAUUGAGCGCGAUGAGCAGGAAGAAGAGGCCGCGGCCGAGAGGCUGCGCCGCGGUGGGAGGCAGCAGCAGACGUCUGCGGCCGGUGGUGACGCAGCGACAGACAUUGCCGCUGCUGCUGCUGCUGCCGGUGCGGGAGGCGACGGCACGAGACCGGCGGCCGACGACGCCCUCGUCGAGACAAAGGAGCAGCGACUGGCGCGGGAAAAGGCCGAGAGGGAGACGCUCAAGGUUGCCAUUGUGGUUGAGGCGCUGGAUGCCAACGCGCGGCCGCUCAAGGAGCCCAACCUGCAGACGACCUACCUGCGCCUCAACUCGCUGCCGGUGCGCAAGCCGGCCACGACCGCGGACGACUCGACUUCGGCAGCAGACGCAGCCGCGGCCACGGCCAAGGAAGCCGAGGACGCCAAGCCGCAGCGGACGUGGUCGGCGCAGGUGGAAGGGCAAGAGGCCGAGAUCGGACCGCACCGCUUCCAGCUGCAGGAGCUGUACGGCCUGUCAUCAAGGCCGCCACCGGUGCGACCGGCUGCGGCCAACGAAGAGGGCGACGACAACGAGGACGGUGGAGGCGGCGGCGGCGGCGUCGGUGGCACCACGGGGGCCUACGGCACUUCGGGCACGUUUGCUGGGGUGGUCGACGACGACUCGAACGGGACCGAGUGCCUAAUCUGCCUGAGCGCGCCGCCGACGACGCUGCUGCUGCCGUGCACGCACGGCCUCUGCCUCGAGUGCGCGGUGCAGCUGCGGGAGAGCGUCAUGGGGAUGCGGCAGACGGAGCGGAGGCGCGGACGCACGCCGCGGCGCAAGUACGCGUGCCCCGUGUGCCGACGCGGGUUCACGAGCAUGCUGCACCUGAGCAAGGCCGACGAGAAGCUCGUGGCGCAGAGCUCGGCGCUGCCGACGGGCGGCGGCUGA